ACAAACUAGAUUUGUCUAAAGCAAAUACACUUGUGAUAAUCGGGCAGUGCAAAGACUGACGGAAUAGGGCUUCUUUGUCCCCGCUUCUUGUCGUCUGCUCCAAUUCCAGCAGAAGAAAAAUUCCAGGAGCUUCACAACAUAUCUGAAAGUAGUAAAACCAAAGCCCUCCAAUCCACUCCUCUCACCCCUUCAGAAUCUCCCCUUUGAACUUGUAAUCACAAGCCAUGAGCCGUUACGACAGCCGCUCCGCCGACCCCACUUCUUACCGCGACCGCCGAAGUGAUUCGGGGUUUGGUGGGGCUUCGGGUUACGGUGGGGCCCGGUCCUCGUCUAGCAGGAGGGUCGACUACGACGGGGCGGAGUCGCCGCGCAAGUUGGAUUUGGACGGGUUGACUCCGUUCGAGAAGAACUUCUAUGCCGAGUCGCCGGAGGUGGCGGCAAUGUCGGAGAGGGAGGUGGAGGAGUAUCGGCUGCGGCGGGAGAUCACUGUCGAAGGUCGGGACGUGCCGAAGCCGGUCAAGGCUUUCGGUGAUGUUGGGUUUCCAGAAUACGUUUUGCAAGAAAUUGUCAAAGCCGGCUUUUCAGAACCUACAGCAAUUCAAGCUCAAGGAUGGCCAAUGGCUUUAAAGGGCCGUGAUCUCAUUGGUAUUGCUGAAACAGGUUCAGGCAAGACACUUGCAUACCUAUUGCCUGCAAUUGUUCAUGUCAAUGCUCAGCCAAUUUUAGCUCCGGGCGAUGGUCCCAUUGUGUUAGUUUUAGCUCCAACACGUGAACUUGCUGUUCAGAUACAGCAAGAAGCUACCAAGUUUGGUUCAUCUUCAAGGAUUAAAAGUACCUGCAUAUAUGGUGGGGUUCCAAAGGGGCCCCAAGUUCGUGAUCUCCAGAAAGGUGUUGAAAUUGUUAUUGCUACUCCUGGAAGGUUGAUUGACAUGAUGGAAUCUCACCAUACGAAUUUGCGACGGGUAACGUACCUUGUGUUGGAUGAGGCAGAUCGAAUGCUUGACAUGGGAUUUGAACCACAGAUUCAAAAAAUUGUUUCUCAGAUUCGCCCUGAUCGUCAAACGUUGUACUGGAGUGCCACAUGGCCCAAGGAGGUUGAACAACUUGCGAGACGAUUCCUUUACAACCCAUACAAAGUCGUGAUAGGUUCCCCAGAUUUGAAAGCUAACCAUGCAAUUCGCCAGCAUGUGGAUAUUGUUUCGGAGAACCAGAAAUAUAACAAAUUGGUGAAGUUGCUGGAAGAUAUCAUGGAUGGAAGCCGGAUCUUGAUUUUCAUGGAUACAAAGAAAGGGUGUGACCAAAUUACUCGGCAGCUUCGCAUGGAUGGCUGGCCUGCACUCUCUAUUCAUGGAGAUAAGAGUCAAGCAGAAAGGGAUUGGGUCCUCUCAGAGUUUAAAGCUGGCAAGAGUCCUAUAAUGACUGCAACUGACGUUGCAGCUCGUGGUUUAGAUGUGAAGGAUGUAAAAUAUGUGAUCAACUACGACUUUCCGGGAUCGCUGGAGGAUUAUGUUCACCGCAUCGGACGAACAGGAAGAGCUGGGGCCAAAGGAACGGCAUAUACUUUUUUCACAGCUGCAAAUGCCAGAUUUGCGAAAGAGCUCAUAAGCAUACUAGAGGAAGCUGGACAGAAGGUCAGUCCUGAGUUGGCAACAAUGGGUCGUGGUGCACCUCCUCCCCCAGGUCAUGGCGGUUUCCGAGAUCGCGGGCGGGGUUACAGUGGCGGUCGCUCUUGGAGCUAAUGAAACCGAGCUAACAAACAGGAUCCCAGCAGACAAUAUAGCAAUGGAACUACUCACACUGUCAUGAUGGCUUCUAGUUGUUGACUUCUUGUUGCUCUGCGAAUAGAUUGCUGGGAUCCUUUGGAAGCUAUUUCUGUAACAUACCGGACCAUCAUGUGUAAAAUUAUAUGAUUAAUUUGGGCUCUAGGAUAGUGCUAUAGGUAAUUUUUAUCAGAUGAAUCAGAGGCCGUAGAAUUAUUUCUGUUUGGUAAACACCAGUCCCAUAAUUGCUUCGGUUCUAGUUUUCAUUUUCUUCCCUUUAGUUAACUCAAGCGGCCUAGCCUUUGCUCCUUCCGAUAAGAUUCUGGGGAGAAUUGCGAUGUGCAGUGCACCUCAUGAGCUAGCCAUUCCAGAUGAACCCAAGAAAUGGCCCAGAUUGGUAAUUGCAUAUUUACAGGUUCUAAUUCCAGUAGUUACAUGUAUCAAGCUUCUCAAGCUCAACUCAGUUUUGCAAGUGUUCGCAAUUUGUGGUGGUGUUAAAAUUUGUUCUGAAUUUGUUUCGUUAAAAGUUUGUUCAAAAUGGGCUUGUUACUCUAA
Molecule: messenger RNA, 2315 nt
Organism: Rhododendron vialii
Lineage: Eukaryota; Viridiplantae; Streptophyta; Magnoliopsida; Ericales; Ericaceae
Product: DEAD-box ATP-dependent RNA helicase 20
Exons: 10
Coding region: 225-1739 (504 amino acids)
Cellular component (GO): ribonucleoprotein complex; cytoplasm; nucleus
Molecular function (GO): RNA helicase activity; RNA binding; ATP binding
Source: RefSeq, a predicted model, not a curated record